This is a messenger RNA of Suillus bovinus, 1016 nucleotides long. Its product is annotated as ribosomal protein S7 domain-containing protein. Lineage: Eukaryota; Fungi; Basidiomycota; Agaricomycetes; Boletales; Suillaceae. The coding region runs from base 40 to 708 and encodes 222 amino acids. Gene Ontology annotation, cellular component: ribosome. The record is from RefSeq and is a predicted model, not a curated record. The transcript is spliced from 2 exons. Gene Ontology annotation, biological process: ribosomal small subunit assembly; translation. Gene Ontology annotation, molecular function: rRNA binding; structural constituent of ribosome; mRNA binding.
AGGUUCAUCAUUUUCUUCGUGAUCGUUAGCACUGACUUAAUGCGCCUACUAGCAACGUUUAACGCGUCAAGGUUCUCAUGUCCUCAACGCACAUCUCCAUCAGUCGGGCUGAGACGAGUCCUCGCUUCCCGUGCUAAUAGCUCUACAACCGAUGCACGAACAGUCAACCAUAGUAUAUCCUUACUCGACUCUAUAAUGGGGUCUUCAUCAACCCUCGACUUGAAAACUUCGUCAUUAUCAAAUAUAUUAUCUCCUCCCACACCCCCAACCCAGAAAAUGCUCAUUCCGCCAGUAUCUGAUCCCCUUCUUCAUUUCCUCGCAUCUAUCCUACUUAAUCACGGAAAACGGGCAAGGGCAGAGCGCAUCGUUUCCCGCACUCUUCUUUAUAUUCACGCUCUUACCCGCGCGCCGCCGCUGCCUAUCCUCCGACAUGCUCUCAUCACCGCUUCCCCCGCUGUCAAGUGUAUCUCACAGAAACGCUCAGGAAAGAGCGUCGUGAGACCUGCCGCGCUUACAGAAAAACAGCGCGUAAGAGCAGGCAUUCACGCUGUAUUGUCCGCCAGCAAAAACAAGAGUGGCAAGACGGUGGAGGAACGUUUAGCCCGAGAGAUAAUUGCUGUCGUCAACGGAGACAGCAAAGCUAUCGCUGACAAGGAGCUGGCUCAUAAACAGGCUAUGGUCAAUAGGGGAAACGCACUCGUAAGAUGAGGACGAAACCUAGAAAAUAGUGGCAAAAUCCGCGUGUAAAGACUUUCUGCUGAAGCGCGAAAUACAUGGAUUAAUGUUCUCGCUCACCCAGUAACAAUAUAUUGACCCUCGCUCGCUGAGCGAAUACCGUCGUUCUUCACAAGUAGGGCAACCGCUAGCCAUCAGGUGAACAACAAUAUAUAUUUAUUCUCGCUCACAAAACGACAUACAUUUAUUCUCUGUAAGUUACUCGGUAAACAAGCCAUCGUUCUCUGGAAGGUACUCGCUUUCACUCUUGGCUUCAAAAUUAUGGACCUUAAAUUACACAU